Chara braunii is the source of this 2739-nucleotide messenger RNA. The record is from the annotation of a GenBank genome assembly. NCBI's taxonomy places the organism in Eukaryota, Viridiplantae, Streptophyta, Charophyceae, Charales, Characeae.
GUACAGGAAUAAUUUGCUUGAGCUCGUGACUUCAGCUGGCGGAACCAUUAGCUCAUUUGAAAAAGUGUUUGGCUCGGAGAAGGCUCCACGAGAAAGUAGAUUGUUGUUGAUGAAGCCAAGUCUUGAUACGAGCAUCUAUAACAUGAUGAUUCCCUCGGCACAUACAGUGUUCGCAAGAAGUCUUCCUUUCACAAGUCAAGACAAAGUACUUGCAGCAGCAUUAUCUGGAAAAGCAACAGAAUGCCAGCUAGAGGCUGCAGCUCCGUCCUGCCCCUCUCUCGCAGCUACAAAUGCUGAGAACGAAGGUGUCAUCCUAUCGAAGGAGAUGGCGCGGAAUUCUGCUGAAAUGGUUUCCAGCUAUGCAGCGGAGGAGAAGGUGAAGGUGCUUGGUCGUGCGGAGGAAACUACAGGCGCCCAAUCUGGAAAACAGGGACAGAAGAGGAUGAGAGAAGAUCAAGCACGGGGCAGUGAAGGGGUGGUGGCAUCGGCAACAGGGUCAGCAGGGGCUCACAGUCAAGGAGUAUUCAGUCAGAUGGUGAAAAGUGAACCUUGGACCGAAGGACCCCCUUCGGGCAGUGAGAGCCAGUUGGCUGACACAGGCGUAAAAAGGAGACGGGUUUCCUUGAUGGAGAUUUUGCAGAAACGACAAAAGUUAGGAGGGUUACCAUGUCCUCUGACAGCAAGUCAGGCAGCUGUGACAACGGCGAUGCAAAGUGCAACAACGAGAAGAGAUGUUGUGCAAGGGAGGGAGGAGGACACGGAAUCACCUCUGCCUCGCAGUCCUUCUGUGGGGGAUAGGCCAAAAAAUAGGACGGCCGUCAGCAUGCCCCCUCUGCAGCUAGAAGGUGUUCAGGAAUGUAAGAAUAUGAGCCUUCUGGAUGGCAAGACAGAAAAAGGUACAGGUGAUGGAGUCAGGUUCAUUUCCCACACCGCGAAGGAGAAGGAGCUGAACAUGCUGAAGACCGAAAACGCACCGUCGGAUCCAGCAACAGAAACACCUCCUUACGUAGAAUCGAUGGCAAAUACAGUGAAUGUCAAGUCAGGAGAGGAGCAGGCUGAGAAAACACCAUCUGACAUUAAGGUGAAGGCUGAUCCUGUCCCAGACAUGGGUUUGCCUGCUGCUGCUUCAAAAGCAGCUGUCAUACACAAAUCCCUCAUUGUGGUAAGGGAUUUUCCUGAGAAGUUCUCUUCACAAGUGACGAACAGGCAUGGCCAGGGAGCAAAGGUCGUGAAUUUCAAGCGUUUCCGGAAAGUGCAAGCACUUGCGCCCCCUGGCAACAGCUUCGAGUGUCUGGUCCCAAUAGCAAAGGAGCCAUACAGGGAUGUAGAUCGUACAGAGGAAACAGAGCGAUUCAAUCGGCAAGAGAAGCAGCGUCGGGAGGAGGAAAGACUUGCCGAUGAACUGUUCCGCGCGGACAAGACCCUACACCCGGGAGACGAAGCACGACUUCGUGCCGAACGUAGAGCCCGUGCUCUUGCAGCAACGAGGGCAGAAGGGAACCUAGCAGCUAGUGAACAGGCUGCUGCAGCAGGCAGAGCAGUAGCAAUGUCUAGCGCAGCGGCAUCCUCUGCUGCAUCGUCCGCGGUAUCCUCGUCAGGGACCCAUUUNGAACAGGCUGCUGCAGCAGGCAGAGCAGUAGCAAUGUCUAGCGCAGCGGCAUCCUCUGCUGCAUCGUCCGCGGUAUCCUCGUCAGGGACCCAUUUAGAGAACCUCAAGAACUUGCUGGCCAGCGAGGUUCGCCUCGAGUAUCACUCUUUUGAGACAUUGUCUAGAAAAGCCUUAGACUUAGAUGCCACUCUAGGGAAUGCUCAACCUACUCAGAAUGACUCAAAGAAGAAGAAGAGUCCGCAGGAAUGGAAGAAGAAAGGGGUUAAAUUGAUGAUGGUUGAGUCCGAUGGGACUCAAACAGAGAUCGAUGAGCUCACAGACCUGCUGGACGCUUCAGAGUACGACGGCGAGGAGAUCGCUGAGGGUAGCACCCUCGCCGCAGUAGUCAAGGCUAAGGCUGGUGGCCGAGUGAAGGGCCAUCAAAAGAGUCAAGGGAAGGCCGCCUCCAAUCAGACCAAAGUUGCUGAUCGGGUCAAGGCAGGUCUUGAUCAGGAAGUGUGGCGGGACCGCCGAGUGCGUGGUGCUUGUAUUAACUGUGUCGCCUCUCCUUUGACGGAUCUAACUCGACUUGACACGCCGUGGGACUGGAGUGAUGAGUGCGAGGGUGCUUUCAAGCGAUUGAAGCAUGCACUCAUGAAUUAUGAAGUUCUCAUGGUUCCCGAUCCUCAGAAGCCAUUUAUAGUGACCACUGACGCAAGCCAAUAUGGCAUUGGCGCAAUGCUGGCUCAGCAGGAUGGGAAGAAGUUGAGACCGAUUGAGUACAUGAGUAAGAAGAUGCCAUCUAAGAAACUGGCAAAGUCCACCUAUGAAAGUGAACUCUAUGCUCUCUACAAGGCACUUGUCCAUUGGAGACACUUUCUGUUGCGACGGUUCUUCUACUUGAGAACUUACCAUCAGACGCUCAAAUGGAUCAAGACUCAACCGGCUCUUUCUGAUGCACUCAAGCGCUGGAUUGAGGUCAUAGAUCAAUAUGACUUCAAGCUUGAGUAUCUGAAGGGAGAGUACAACAAGGUUGCGAUGCGCUAUCUCGUAGAGCAGACUACCUAGGGGCGCUGGUUUCUGAGUUUGGUGUAUCUCAGGAAGUAACUCAAUCGUUGGUGGGAGCCUAUCAGGAAGACCCUGUCACGAUG